CAGCAUUGUCUUAGCUGGACAAUCAGAGCUUUGUUUUGACACCUCAGCAGUUGUCAGCUGUCGGGUGUUUUUGUUCAGAGGGUUCAGAGCCACCUCCUCGGGGCUCUGACACCCCAACAAACGGCCCUUGUUACCACAUGACUGGUGUGAGCCUGGUUUUGGGAAGGGUUUCUGGGAGAGGGCUUGUGCUGCUGAAUGGUGACUGUGUGCUGCAUCCUGCAGCGUCAGAGGGGGAGAGUCAGGAACCUGUGUUGGUGCUGGGAUAAGUCAGCUGGACCUCUUCCAAAAUGCUGUUUGUGGAUAAGAAUUGUUUUUGUUUCGGUGUCACACAUCUGUGUCGGGACAGAACACCAAGGUUAACUCCUGCCCACAGCCAGAGCGGUGUUUGUUCUCCUCCUGGGGUGUGAGGAAUGGAUGGGGCUGUGCUUGUGCUCUGAGGAAAGAUGUUCGUUUUUUUGGAGGGUUUUUUUUUUAGGUGGAUUGGGUACAAAAUUGCUGUAUUGUACCCCAAAUCCUCCCCCUAAGAACAUCCACAGGUGCUCGUGCUGCCCUCGGCAGAGCCAAGGCUGCAGCUGGGGGGUGAGCAGGCACCCAACUUCCUCAGCACCAAUGCCCUGUUCCAGAACUCUUGGCUUAGUGGGAGCCAGGGAUUUCACAGCCUCAGCAUGACACUCACAGCUCUGGCUUUGUCUGUAUCCCUGAUCCUGAGCCUUUUGCUUCCCAGGUUUGCUUUCAGGUUUAACUCCACACCUGGAGCAUCUGGUGCAGCCCAGCUGACACGUAAUUCCGAGGAUGGAAAAGCUGGUGGGGAACUGGUUUUCUAAGGGGCUAAAGGAGUCCUGGUCACUUGAUUAAGAAGAAGCCCUCAGUUUAGGGAGCUUUCCUGUGUCCCGCCGGGCACUUGGAUUGCACCUGAGCUGUGCUUAACCCAUCGAGGAGCACUGAGGUACAGCCCAGCUCCAUGUGCUUGGAAGGCUGGAGCUGGUGCUCUCCCCGAAGGAAUUCCAGAAGCCGUUUUUGAAGCUCCACAGUCGGAGGAAUUUCUCUCCUGGAAGCCGAAACGGGGUCGGACGUGAUCUGGAGCUGAGCCCCUUCCCCUCUACCUGAAUAUCCCUGUGAGCAGCAGCAGCCCUGGCACAGAGGCAAGUUCUCUGGGCAGUGUUUUCUUCCAAACUGCCCAUCGUAUUUUGGUUGAAACAGCUUAAUUUGGGAAGUUCUGCUUUUGCCCUCAUCUCUGUGGUGGUGGGACCCGAGGCUGUUUCAGUUCAGCGCAGGAGCUGCGAGUCCAGAAGAAGCUGUUCUCCGGCCACACCUAUCGUUGGAAAAACCACACAAAGCAAACAAACAAACAAAAAAAAUCUGGCAAAGCAUUUGAGCUGCCCCCGCUCACUGACUUUGUGUCGAAGCCACUUUUAAACCCCACAGCAAAGCUUUCCUUCCACCCCAAAGGUUAUUUUGCACAGCAGGGACCAGGAGUGGGGCCACACCAUGGCAACGUUUGUCAGCGAGAAGCUCAGCCGGCUCUUCAUUAAUGUGAGGCAGGUCCCUCAGCUGCUGGGGCCCCUCUCUCCCUCCACCGUCAGCAGCUCCGAGGUGCCCAAGGUCUUCUGGAAGCCCUACAUCCACACCGGCUACCGGCCCGUCCAGCAGACCUGGCGCUACUACUUCUCCACCCUCUUCCAGCAGCACAACGAGGCCAUCAACGUCUGGACCCACCUGGUGGCAGCGCUGAUCCUGCUGCUGCGCUUCCAGCAGCUCUCGCGGCGGGUGGACUUCGGGCAGGACCUGCACGCCCAGCCCCUCCUCAUCAUCAUCGCGGCCUCCAUCACCUACCUGACGUUCAGCAGCCUCGCCCACCUCCUGCAGGCCAAAUCCGAGUUCUGGCACUACAGCUUCUUCUUCAUGGACUACGUGGGGGUUGCUGUUUACCAGUAUGGCAGCGCCCUGGGGCACUAUUACUACGCCAUCGAGCCGAGCUGGCACGAGAGGGUCCGGGGGUUUUACAUGCCGGCGGCCGUGCUCCUGGCCUGGCUGUCCUGUGCUGGCUCCUGCUAUGCCAAGUACCGGUACCACCAGUCCGCCCGGCUCCUGGGCCGGCUGUGCCAGGAGCUGCCCUCAGGCCUGGCCUACCUGCUGGACAUCAGCCCCGUGGUCCAUCGCAUCUGCACCGCGCCGCCCUCGGCGCGCCCGGACCCGGCUCUGCUCUACCACAAGUGCCAGGUGCUGUUUUUCCUCAUCGGUGCCUUUUUCUUCUCGCAGCCUUACCCCGAGAAGUGGUUCCCUGGCAAGUGUCACUUCUUCGGGCAGAGCCAUCAGAUCUUCCACGUGUUCCUGGUGCUCUGCACGCUGGCACAGAUCGAGGCCGUGGUGCUGGACUACGAGUCCAGGCGGCACAUUUAUUCUGCUCUCCAGGGGGACCUGGCACACAACUUCUCUGCCCUUUGCCUCUUCACAGUGACCUGCGCUGUCCUCACAGCCGCCUACAUGGCCCGGAAGGUGAAGAACAAGCUGGGCUUCAAGGAAGAGUAAAAGCCCUGAAGGAGAAGCAGGUGAGCUCAACCUGUGCUGGAUGAAUCCCGCCCCAAACCUUGAGAAGAGGAAUGAGAUGCUUCAUGAACUGUUACUCAGCAAGUGCUUUCUGUAGGAAGGGAAAGUAAAGGCUGCUUUUUUAUGCUUUUUUUUUUUUUUUA
Messenger RNA from Neopelma chrysocephalum (saffron-crested tyrant-manakin), 2690 nucleotides. RefSeq names its product progestin and adipoQ receptor family member 7 (gene PAQR7). The record is from RefSeq and is a predicted model, not a curated record. Gene Ontology annotation, biological process: response to steroid hormone. Lineage: Eukaryota; Metazoa; Chordata; Aves; Passeriformes; Pipridae. The transcript is spliced from 3 exons. Gene Ontology annotation, molecular function: nuclear steroid receptor activity; steroid binding. Gene Ontology annotation, cellular component: plasma membrane. The coding region runs from base 1489 to 2529 and encodes 346 amino acids.